UGUUCGUGGAAAAUGCAAGGUUGAACAGAAAUAUUUAACUAGGGCUUGCUGAACCUAAAGAACUAAAAAUGUAAGACAGUAUUCAAAUAAACAAAAAUGUGAGAAGACAAAGUAAAAAUAACCAACCAGCCCUUUUUCAUCUUUCCGUCCAUCUUAAAGAAAGAUAUUUAUAAUGCCAGCUACCGAACGUAAGACUAAAUCAUCCGACCAGACUGGCAAACCAAUUAAGCGAUCUGAUUCCGUUAAAGAGCUAAAGGAAUUAGAUCGUUUGUUGAAGUUAUUAACAACUACUCCUAGUAGACAACAGCUUCCAGCUAUAGUUCAUGGUAACGGUGCCACAACACAACAGGAUGAAGGUCAGGGUAUUCGUUCUAGAUCAGAAUCAGACCAGCAGACAUCACAAGCUGUAGCACUCCAUAAAUUCAGUCUACGAUAUCAGAAUGAAAGAAAUUUUUCAAAUCACAAACAUCUUGAGAUAUUACAACGUAUAUUCACAGCUUUAACUAAACAUAAAUUAUGCUGCAGUGAUUGGUUGAACAGUGCUCCACAGGAAACUGUAUUACGGGUAUUAAUAUGUUUACGUAUAAUGAUGAGAGAUUGUUCCUUCCAAACAAUAUUUUUCGAACUGGAUGGAGUGAAAUACUUGUCAGAUUAUUUUCAGCGAGUAACAGAAGUAUAUUUAACUGAUGGUGUCGGUCAAUAUGUUAUAGAUAUACUUAAAGAAAUGACAAAUAUCUUUCAGAAGUUAUCAGUAGUUGUAGAACAAAGAGAAUGUUUAGUCCAAUCAAAGGCUCAUGUGGCAUUAGUACAGUUAUUAUCAGCCAAUGAACUAUUAGUAUUACAUUGUGCUCUUCAUGCAUUAAUAGGAUUAGCACAAAGUCCUAAACCAAGAUAUUUAAUUGGUGAAUUAAACUCGGUGGAGUUUUUAUUAAGAAUUAUACAACAAUAUGACACAGUUUCUAAAAAAUUAGCAUCAAAUUUACUGUGUUUAUUGUGUCGAGAUCAGGCCAGUGCUGAAAAAAUUCGAGAUUAUGAUGGAAUACCAGUAUUACUUAGUCAAUUAAACAGUGAAAAUUUGAAUCUAUUAUGGCACAUAGUUUGGUGUUUAGCUCAAUUGUGUGAAGAUUCUAAAACAAGUACAGAAAUACGACUAUGUGGGGGAAUCCCCUUAUUGCUGUCUCUAUUACAUGAUCGUAAGUUUGUACCAGAGAAGAAUGAUAAUAAUGGAGGUGUAGCUAGUGCUGGUAUUCAUGGUAGAACACCACAUGUUGUCGAUGAUCAAGAAGAACUACCUUAUUCUUUAAAAUCAGCUUGCUGUGCAGCGUUGACAGAACUGGUGUUAAAUGAUACAAAUGCUGAACAAAUAGCUCAAGCUAAUGGUAUUUAUGCCCUUGGGCUGUUAAUUUUACCACAAGAUGUUUCUAAUAGAGAGAAAAAACCUGUUAAUAAACUCCAGAGAAGUGCCUUUCGAACGUUGCGAUUUUUGUUCAGUAUGGAGAGAAAUCGUUGGUUAUUUAAAAGAUUAUUCCCAGUAGAAUUAUUUGAACUGUUUAUUGAUGUUGGACACUAUAAUAAAGAUUUAUCAGCAUAUAAACCACUAGUUGAUAUGAUGAAUUCACUAUCUAAAUCAAAGAUAGAUGAAAUAAAAGAUAAGAUAUUUGAAACAAAUCAAAAUCGUAAUCCAUCCAAGUAUAUUGGGGAAUAUUCUGUAUUUGAACUUUUGGGCAGUGGAGCAUUUGGUUCUGUUUAUAAAGUUAAAAAGACAUCUGCUGAACAGUCAUCAUUUCUAGCUUUAAAAGAGCUGAAUUUACAGAAUCCUGCAUUUGGUAAAAACAGUCUAGAAGUUGAAACUAGUGUUGGUGAAAUAACAAAUGAAUUACAGAUUAUGAGAGAACAACUAAAACAUCCAAAUAUCGUUCGUUAUUAUAAAACUUUUGUUGAAGCUGAGAGGUUGUAUAUUGUAAUGGAUUUGAUCGAGGGAGCACCACUUUUAGAACAUUUUAAUUCGUUGAAAGAGAAGAAAGAAAGAUUCCAUGAAAGCAGAGUGUGGAAUAUCUUUCUACAGAUGGUGUUAGCAUUACGAUAUUUACAUAAAGAGAAGAACAUUGUUCAUAGAGAUCUAACACCUAGUAAUAUUAUGUUAGAUGAACAUGAUAAAAUUACUAUUACUGAUUUUGGUUUAGCGAAACAGAAGAGAAGUGAUUGUAGUAAAAUGACUUCUGUUGUUGGAACUAUUUUAUAUUCUUGUCCAGAGAUUGUUCAACAUAAACCAUAUGGUGAAAAGGCAGAUAUCUGGGCUUUUGGUUGUAUUCUGUAUCAACUCUGUACAUUAGAACCACCAUUUUUUAGUGCUAAUAUGUUAUCACUUGUUACUAAGAUUGUUGAAGCUAAGUAUGAAGCCAUACCUAAAGGAGACUACUCUUCAAGACUUAUUAAUACAGUUUACAGUUUAAUAAAAGUAAAACCAGAAAAUCGGCCAGAUAUAUUAGAGAUAAGUGCUGAGGUGGUUGACUUGAUAUUAAUACAUAUGGAUAAUCUGAGAACAAAUCAAUCUAGUUUGGAGAAAAAAUUAGAUCGAGAAAGAAAACGAACACAGAAACAUGUGAUAAAAUCAAACCAGAAUAUGCAGAAAUACCUGGAAUCAGAAGAACGAUAUGAUAGACUUUUACAACAAGCCUCUUCUCAUUUAAAGAACGGAGAUGAUAAUGAUGUAUUUAAGACAUGUUCUAGUUCAACGGAUGGACUAUCAACAGAAGGUGAAGAUAAUGCUGAUAGAGGCUGGACAAGUGAUGAUGAAAGUAAUCCUAGUAGUGGUAGUGAGAGUAGAGGAAGUAGUGCGGGUAGCACCAGAUCCCGGGGCAGAAUAACACGCAAACCCCGUCUACCUUUAUCCCAUAACAAUAGAAAACCAUAUGGUCGAAACGAACCUCUGUCACAACUUAUAUUAAAUAUACCGUCUAAUGCCAAAUCAAGUCGUGAUUCAGGGCUAAGUUCUGGGGAUCCUUCCCCAAACAUGAAUAAUUCACCAGGUCAUCAAUGUACAACGGAGGACAUAUUGGCCAGUCCCGAUGUAGAAUAUUUAUUAAACAGUCGUCCAUACUUAAUCCGAUCACAGAGCUCCAAUGAUACAACCAUUACUCCAAGAUCAAAAUUCCUGGAAGCAAGAUCUAGGAGUACAGCAACAUUAUCCAUGUCACCUAACAGAUUACGUGAAAUAAACGAUCCAAUUGUUCAGAUGUUGGUUCAGCUACAUAAAAUUAUCUAUAUUACACAGCUUCCACCAACAUUAAGUCCUAAUUAUGAAAGAAGAAAAAUUGAUCAGUUUAAAAGAGCUUUAUUCUCUCCUCAUAGCAACUCUAUUAACCUGAAGUCAGAACUUAAAAAAUUGAUGCAAGGAUCACCAGAUAUGAUCGAUGUUUUAUCAAUGCCAGGAGUCAUGUCACAUAGACCACGAUCUGGAGGUUUAGAAAGAGAUAUAUUAGGUUCCAAUUCCAAACAAGGAUCGAGUAAUUAUGAUCCAGAAAUGGGUAUCACAUAUGAACAAUUAAAUAAUUUAAUUGAAAAAACUCUGAGCUCCAGUGGUUAUUACAGUAUCGGAUAUCAACAAAGGGAGAAAACUCCUCCAAUUAGUCCUCUUACCAGACGUGGCCUCAGAAACUCCUGAAUUAACUGUUUAAUAAUUAAACUUCAAGUCAAUCAUACAUUCAAAACUGAGUUAGAAGACAUCUCCAUUUAGUCAUCUCACUGGAAACUGAUAAAAAAAACUCCUGAAAUAAAUUAAGAUUUGAUCUCUGAACAAGAAAGAAAACAAGCGAAGCCAUUACAACAGUCCCUGACAUAAAAAAGAUAUACCAAACCACAGGCUUAAUAUUUUAUAUUCCUGGUACAUGUUUUGUAUGUUAUGUUUUAUUUCCUGAUUGUGUAGUACUGUUGUUAGUUUACCCUCAAAUUCUACAUGUCUUCUGUUAUGUGCAUGAAUGGCAGGUUGGACCUUGGUGGUUUGACAGCUGAUUGUCAUCCAAUGAAUGAAUUAAAUGUAGCCUCUUUUACAUGCAUGUUUAUCAUACAUCUUAUCUUAAUGUUAUCAGGGGUUUGGUGGUCAAGUGGUCUAACGAGUGCGAUUUAGGUCAUAAGGUCUGUCAAUGUUUCAAGUGGUCUGGUUCGAUCCGGAGCUUGUAUGUGACUAGGAAUAGGAUUGCCUGCCCAUCCUCAUGGGUUUUCUCCGGGGUUCAGAAACACAAGCAAUAUAUUUUAAUUAAAAUUUAACUAUGUUAAUGCUGAAAUGACCUAGAUUGUGUUGAAUGGAUGUUAAACCCCAUCUCCCUUUCUCUUAAUGUUAUCAGAUCAGAUAUCAGGGUAACAUACAUCAUUGAUUCUUCUGAAGAAAUAGUUUCCAUUUCUAUGUACAUGAUACUUCAAUUUUUUGUUACUGUUUGAAUGAAAAUAUUUUGUGAUGCUUUAAUGUAAACACGAUGGCCAGUAUACAUUGGGUUUGAUGUUUUAAAUUAAUGUGAUAUGAGUGUGAAUGUGUGAAAAUGUAUUUUUUUUGUUUGUUUAUUGUGCAUAAAAAAACUUUUUAUCUGUGAGACUCUAUAACCACGCCUUUAUACAGCUAAUAUUAAUAGUGUCUGUUUUAUUGUAAAUUCUGUUGUAAUUGUCUCAAGUCUAUAAACUUUUUGUAUUAAUAUAUAAGAAUAUCCAUCCAGUUCCUGUAAUUCUUGUAAUUAUAAGUGAGUGUAUUAAGUAUUAUUUAUUUUUGUGUGUAUAUUAUAUACAGUGAAUCCCUCCAGUAGAUUUUACAUAAAAUU
Patella vulgata (common limpet) is the source of this 4808-nucleotide messenger RNA. Its product is annotated as serine/threonine-protein kinase Nek10. The transcript is spliced from 32 exons. Bases 173 to 3664 code for a protein of 1163 amino acids. Gene Ontology annotation, molecular function: protein kinase activity; protein binding; ATP binding. NCBI's taxonomy places the organism in Eukaryota, Metazoa, Mollusca, Gastropoda, Patellidae. Gene Ontology annotation, biological process: protein phosphorylation. The record is from RefSeq and is a predicted model, not a curated record.